GUGUUAUGAAAUCGCACACACACGUGAGUUUGUAAACAACUGUGAGUGGGGGAGGAAGGCCAUUCUUCCAGCUCAAUGAUAUGAAGCCCCGCUACUUUCCCUUGGCAGUGUUUGCCAGCUUACUGUGUCUAAGUCAAAGCUACACCCUGCGGAGCUCCGUGUCCUGGGUCGUGUCUUCCAACAAUGUGGAUGUAGAGGACGCGGACCUGUCAGAGGAGGUCGCCCCGGCGUUGUUGGUGGACGGUGCGGGACUGUGGAAAGCCAACGUCCUGGGAAACAGCUUGGAGACUGUCGGAGAACAGGUCAAGCCCGAAAGCGACAAUAUUGCGCAGCUCUCCUCUCGUCUGUUCUCAUAUCGUUUGGAGAAGGCAAAGAAGUCUGGCAGCUCUCCUCCUCCGCACCAGGAGACCGCUAGGACCGCCAGAUACAUCGCUCACUACAGUGACUGGGGGCAUCUGGCCACCAUCUCAACUCUAGACAAGAUCAAAGGUCUGCCCUUUGGGAACAUCUUCUCAGUCAGUGAUGGACCACUGGACAACAGCACUGGAGUGAUCUAUUUUUAUGUGACUCCAAUGGACAACACUGUGGCAGACCUGAAAAGUAACCCCUAUGCUUCUCUCACCUUCUCAGAGGCUGAAGGAGACUUCUGCAGGCAAAUGGUGUAUGAUCCUGAGGAUCCCAGAUGUGCUAGGCUCACUCUAACAGGCAAGAUGAUGGAGGUGGCCCCAGAGGAGCUUGCUUUUGCAAAGGAGGCAAUGUUCUCAAGACAUCCAGUGAUGGCAAAGUGGCCAGUGGGACACAAGUGGUUCUUCAUGAAGAUGGAUUUGAUUCAAAUUUGGCUACAAGACUGGACUGGGGGAGUAUCACUCAUUCCACUAGAGGACUACUUCAAAGCUAUGCCCUUCUAAGGGCCCCUCAUAUCGCUUCAUCAGACUACAAAUGCAAAUCAUUUCAGUUGUCUGUACUACAAAUAAAACUCAAAGAGGCGAGAGCUAACAAAGACGGAAGGUAUAAUGUUUUUUAAUUUUUAUUUUUAAAUAUUUUUUGUUUGAAAUGGUGCAAGUAAAUGUUGUUGUCACCUACUCCUGUUCUAAGCUUUUCUUGUCACACAGAAUGAGUUUUACUUUCAUCAAUUAAUCACUGAUAACUGUUUAAACCGAAUGGUCAUAUGUAAACUGUUUUAUGGGCUUGCACCAAGAUUUGUGAACUAAUCAGUAAAAUUCAAAAACAAAUUUUUUUUUUUUUCAUUUUUAAGAAAAGAAAUUGAAUAAAGACAAAGUUAUUAAUGAACAUUGCUCAGAUCAACUUGAAAAUAUGGCCACUAAAUGAUGCAUUGCUACAUGUGAAGAAGUCACUUGGUGGAAAAGUAAAUGCUGGCCACUGUUAACCCUUCAAGCCAUUUCUGCCCUUAUCAGGGCUGAAAAAAAUCAAUGAAACAGGUCUCCUUCUAGGGUGUUUUUGCAACUGUUGCUCAAACACCCUAGAGGGAUUUUAAAUCUUGGUCUUUGAGGGCUAGUGGUCCUGCAGGUUUUAGAAGUUUCCCAGCUGCAACACACCUGACUCAGACCUCGAUGCACCAGCUGAUUGCUUGGUUUGCAUGAAGUGAAAACUCUGCUGACCUGGCGAGCCACUCGGUCGCCCGGGUGAGAAAUGGUGCGGACCCAUACUUCCCCUAUUGAACAUAAAUUAAUUAGAUAGUGAAAAAUAAUGAUGAAGUUCAAAUUGAUUAAACACUGAGCCUGGUUUUGUCCAGUAGGUAAUCUGCUAACAUUGAUUGAGGAUUGGAUGUAUUUGCUUAAUUACUUACUGUAUAAAUAAACACAUUUCAUAAGCAAGGGGUGCUGGCCAAAA
This is a messenger RNA of Melanotaenia boesemani (Boeseman's rainbowfish), 1851 nucleotides long. RefSeq names its product cellular repressor of E1A-stimulated genes 2 (gene creg2). The transcript has 4 exons. Lineage: Eukaryota; Metazoa; Chordata; Actinopteri; Atheriniformes; Melanotaeniidae. The coding region runs from base 81 to 908 and encodes 275 amino acids. The record is from RefSeq and is a predicted model, not a curated record.